This is a messenger RNA of Peromyscus maniculatus bairdii (prairie deer mouse), 3044 nucleotides long. RefSeq names its product DnaJ heat shock protein family (Hsp40) member B12 (gene Dnajb12). Lineage: Eukaryota; Metazoa; Chordata; Mammalia; Rodentia; Cricetidae. The record is from RefSeq and is a predicted model, not a curated record. Gene Ontology annotation, molecular function: Hsp70 protein binding. Gene Ontology annotation, cellular component: endoplasmic reticulum membrane. Gene Ontology annotation, biological process: cellular response to misfolded protein.
GCCGGCCUGCCCCGCGACGCGCCGGCGGCUGGCGCAGCCCUUCGCUCGCCCGGCCUCCCCCUCCCUGGUUCCGCGCUCGGGUUCCGCCAUGGAAUCCAACAAGGAUGAAGCCGAGCGCUGUAUCAGCAUCGCCCUCAAGGCCAUCCAAAGCAACCAGCCCGAGCGGGCGCUGCGCUUCCUGGAGAAGGCGCAGCGGCUGUACCCGACGCCACGAGUCAGCGCUCUGAUCGAGUCCCUCAACCAAAAACCACAGUCUGCCGGUGAUCAACCCCAACCCACAGACACAUCUCGCACCACCCACAGGAAGGCAGGCGGGACGGAAACCCCCUCAGCCAACGGCGAGGCAGGAGGAGGAGAGAGCGCCAAGGGAUACACCUCAGAGCAAGUGGCGGCCGUGAAAAGGGUCAAGCAGUGUAAAGAUUACUACGAGAUCCUUGGGGUGAGCAGGAGUGCCUCAGAGGAGGACCUGAAGAAGGCCUACCGCAAACUGGCCCUCAAGUUCCAUCCAGACAAGAACCAUGCCCCUGGCGCCACCGAAGCUUUCAAAGCCAUCGGCACAGCCUACGCCGUCCUCAGCAACCCCGAGAAAAGGAAACAGUACGACCAGUUUGGUGACGACAAGAGCCAGGCCGCCCGGCACGGCCACAGCCACGGGGACUUCCACCGCGGCUUUGAGGCCGACAUCUCCCCCGAAGACCUCUUCAACAUGUUCUUUGGCGGCGGCUUUCCCUCCAGUAACGUCCACGUCUACAGCAAUGGCCGAAUGCGAUACACCUACCAGCAGAGGCAGGACCGCAGGGAGAACCAGGGUGAUGGCGGGCUAGGAGUAUUCGUCCAGCUGAUGCCCAUCCUCAUCCUCAUCCUGGUGUCUGCGCUCAGCCAGCUCAUGGUGUCCAGCCCACCCUACAGUCUGAGCCCGAGACCGUCGGUGGGCCACGUCCACAAGCGAGUCACUGACCACCUGAGCGUCGUGUACUAUGUGGCAGACACCUUCUCUGAAGAAUACACGGGCUCCAGCCUCAAAACAGUGGAACGGAAUGUGGAAGACGAUUAUAUCGCCAACCUCCGAAACAACUGUUGGAAGGAAAAGCAACAGAAGGAAGGCUUGCUGUACCGGGCCCGUUACUUCGGGGACACAGACAUGUACCACAGAGCACAGAAGAUGGGCACCCCGAGCUGCAGUCGGCUGUCAGAGGUGCAGGCCUCCCUGCAUGGAUAGUUCUGGGCCAGCCACAGCACCCAGGUCCAAACUAUGAAAUCCCUGGAGAACUUUUGGUGACACACUGAGCCAAGGUGAUGGACUGUAUAUUUAAGGAAAGACAGAUGCAGGAAAACAAUUUAAGCGGAACUGGAGGCCGAACACCGCACAGCUCCCCUCUCAGCCAGUGACUGGAGAAAGCUCUUAGGACGGACAGACAGCCUGCUGCAGGCCCGCUUCCCCCCCUCCCAAGGGCUGGCAAGAAGCUCCACAUCACCAGCUCCUAGGAUACAGAAACCAUGGCAACAAAAGUAGAAUCUAAAACUUGCAGCAAAUGUCUGUGGGGAAGGACUGGGGGAGGGGACACCCCACUGUCUCUCCUCCCCCCUCCCAGGAGCCAGCACCAGUCACCUCACAGGAGAAGCCAGGCAUAGGCAUAGGCCAAGGAACAGAGAGGAGAGAAUUCCCAGAGAAUGUAACAGGAAUGCGUAUGUAUGUAUAUAUAUCUAUUUAUAUGUAAAUAGACAUAUAUAGAGAUAUAUAUAUAUAUAUGUAAAGUCUUUUUUUAACUGUGCAGGGAUUGGGUUAAGCUGUUCAGCUGAUUUCUUCCAUAUUGUAGAAAAUGAGGCCCGUUGGGAAAGACAGCCAGUUUUCAGCUAGACAGUAGCCGUAGCUGACCGAAUGAGGAACGUCGGGUCGGAUGCUCUUGGCGUCCUCCUUAGCCCCAGCCCAGCCUGGCUUCGAUGGCAACAGUAAUCAUGGUGGUAUAAAUGCAUAGAAAACUUCCAGAGGUCUCCAGGCUCAUGGUUAGGGUACGGGGAGCAGGCGAGAAAGGUACCCCUGGAGCUAGAUAGCUGGUCAGGGUCGGGCCACGUCCUCGGCCAGCCUCAGGUGGGCUCUCUGCUGUGGUGCCCAGGAGCCCUGGCGGCCAGUCCCCUGCCCGUACCUCUUCCCCACCCAGGUCCUCAGGUGGGUCUGCCUUACGGGGGCCACAGGGCACAGCUCCACCAUUGCCAACAGGCCCCCUCUGUAAGUUGUGCACCAAGGACUCCAGAAGGCUCUUCAUCUGGGAGGUUGACCCGAGUGCAGCCCAGCUCGUGAAGAAGAAGAGCCCGUGCCUGUGGGGACCUGUCUUUAUCUCCACAGUGGACUCCACCAGGCCUCUACUCAUGGGAUGAAGAAUCCACGACAACCCGAACGGCUUUCCCCUUCAGAUGAGGAAUUUUCUCAAAACAGCCAUCGCUGCCAGGGGAAGGCGGGGAGCUUUCAUCUACUCCCACGACCACAGUGGGCCUUUGGGAACUGCCAUUUCCCCGGUUUUCCUGUGGCGGCGGCGGAUGUGGCCGUGGCACCUGUGGCCGUGGCACCUGCCGUCUUCCAAAGCCUUACUUCCCCAAGCUGCCAGCCCAGAGGUGGCAUCUGUCCCCCCGGGGUGUGUCUCUCUCUCUCUCUCUCUCUCUCUCUCUCUCUCUCUCUCUCUCUCUCUCUCUCUCUCUCUCUCUCUCUCAUUCAGCCCCCUAACAAAUAGGAUUCUUGCUGGUAAAGGAAGUUUGGUUAGGAAUAUCAAAUCUGUUUUUUUUUUUUAAAACAAGGUCCCACCCUGCAAUGAAGUGGCCACCCUGGCCUAGAGAGAUCAUGAGAACUGGACGCGGGCCAGAGGACCCCACCCACAGUGGCCCUGGUGCUCUGCCUCCACCACCCCAACUGUCUGGUCUUGGUACCUGUCCCCAGAGGGCCUGAGCCACGUGCAAUAAGAACAUAGAUCCUAAAGGAUCCCCCAAGAAGCUGUAUUUCUUGAAUUAGAAUUCUGAAAUUGUACAUCUAUAAAUAUAUGUUUAUUAUGUGA